Molecule: messenger RNA, 1508 nt
Organism: Hyposmocoma kahamanoa
Lineage: Eukaryota; Metazoa; Arthropoda; Insecta; Lepidoptera; Cosmopterigidae
Exons: 3
Coding region: 1-816 (271 amino acids)
Source: RefSeq, a predicted model, not a curated record
AUGAGUUACGAAGAAUCAGAACGGCUUGCAGAGAAAGCGGAAAUAGAAGAUGAAGAUUUUGAUGAUGUCAAACCAUUGCUACUGAUAAUGAUUUAUGUGAGUCCAGUCCGCCUUGGGAAACCACAGUUGUCGCCGCAAUAUUUCCACUUGGGCGAUUUAAAACGCUUCGGAGAUCGGCGGCUCGGCAAACGAAGCUCUUCAUUUCGAGUGAAUAAUGUGUCUUGCUUGUUUGGUUUUUAUUACGGUGAAACGUUUUCGGAUCUUGAGCAGCAAAAUAGCACCUUAAAAGCAGAAAUAAAUUCUUUCAAACGUCGCAUAGAAUCUAUAGAAAAAAUGUCCCGUAGCAGCAAUGUCGAAAUUCAGGCAGUUCCUGAAAAACGCUCUGAAAAUGUUUUAACCAUUGUGAAAAAUUUAUAUACAACAGUUAACCUGCCGAUGUCAGAUUGUGACAUUAUUGCCUGUCGUAGAGUGGCUAAAAUGUCUACUUCGUCUAAUAGACCGCGCAAUAUUUUGGUAACGUUGCCGUCGGUGCGUCAUCGAGAUAAUUUGAUUUCAUCAGUGAAGCGUUAUAACAAAACUCAUUCCAACGAUCAACUAAACUCUGAACAUGUAGGAGUGCCUGGAGAAAAAAGCAACAUUUAUGUGGCAGAACAUUUGUCAGCAGAAACAAAAGAACUGCAUGCAGCAACAAGACAAGCAGCUCGGGGCAAAUAUAAGUAUGUUUGGGUCAAGUUUGGAAAUAUUUAUGUACGUAAGGAUGAUAGCUCCCCUGUUAUACUUAUUAAAAAUAAGGAUAGUUUACUCAAACUAAUGUAGAAUUUGAUAUCUUUUUCAUAUUAAAAUACUGUUAUGAUACGUGGUCUUUGUUACUUCCCUAAUUAUGUUGUUGUAUUAUCAAAAUGUCAAUCGUAUGCGUUCUAAAACUGUGGAUUUGUAUUUAAGCUUACUAAAUUUCGAUUAUGAUCUUGUAUGUCUGACAGAAUCUAAUUUAGAUAGUAGUGUCUAUAAUGAAGAAAUGUUCGAUGGGCGUUACAAUGUGUUUCGUAGGGACAGACUAAAUACUAAUUAUAAAAGUCGGAAAAGAGACGGCGGAGGCGUUGUAAUGGCUGUAAAAAAAUGCUAUGCUGUAUCACGACAAUCACACUGGGACAGUUGCUAUGAGGAUUUGUGGAUUACUAUUAUGCCCACACGAGGAAACGAACUUCCAUUAAACGUGUGUGUCUGUUAUCUUCCACCGUAUCUGGGAACUGCUGAUCUUGAAACGUUUGUCUCCCACUGUCAAAAAAAUAUCCUGGAGUGUACUAAUUCCGGCCCGUUCAUCCUUGUAGGCGACUUUAAUUUACCCGAAAUUGAUUGGUGUACUUCGAUGGGUGUUGCGAAACAUUGUGUGAGUGACAGUAAAAAAACAUGUAUUUUGAAGGAAAUGAUGUCUCUUUGCAAUUUAAUUCAAUUUAAUGAUGUUAAGAAUCAGAAUGAAAGGAUUUUGGAUUUGGUUCUAUCAAAUGUUG